CUACUCUGGUAGCAGCAGACGGAGGAGCGGACGGAGCGCAUUUGCAGCGUCAUUUCGAGAUGGCGGAUCGUGCAGAGGCUGUGAGGGAGUUUGUUACUGUGACUGAUGUAGACGAGGAAAGGGCCCUUUUUUUCCUGGAAUCGGCCGGCUGGGAUUUGCAGCUGGCUCUGGCCAGUUUCUACGAGGACGGUGCAGAAGAUGAAGCUGGGAUACUGCCUCAGCCAGAGAGACCUCCGGUUCAAGAAAUAUCCAGUCAGCCCAGAGUCACAUCCUUCAGAGACCUUGUGCAUGAAGACCAGGAUCAAGGUGAUGAGGAGGGACAGAGGUUCUAUGCUGGGGGAUCUGAGCGAAGUGGACAACAGAUUUUGGGCCCCCCCAAAAAGAAGAGCUCUCAUGAGGUGGUGGAGGAUCUUUUUAAGGGCGCUAAGGAGCAUGGAGCUGUCCCAGUGGACAAGGCUGGCAAGAGUCCUGGAGAAUCUAGCAAGGCUCGGCCUUUCUUAGGUGGGGGUUACAGGCUGGGUGCAACAACCGAGGAGCAGUCCACCUAUGUGGCUGGGGAGAGGCGGUCUUCAGAUUCUAAACAGGAAGUACACGUGGUGCUGAAGCUGUGGAAGGAUGGCUUCAGCCUCAAUGAUGGCGAACUUAGGACCUACUCUGAUCCUGGAAAUGCCCAGUUCCUGGAGUCAAUACGCAGAGGUGAGAUCCCCAUGGAGCUGAGGCAGUUAUCUCGAGGUGGGCAGGUCAACGUGGAUAUGGAGGACCACCGGGACGAAGAGUACUCCAAGCCCAAGCUUGCCUUCAAGGCUUUUGGUGGCGAGGGCCAGAAGCUGGGCAGCGCGACCCCACAAGUGGUCUCAUAUGCUGGGAUGUCAAGGGCCACUCCGAAUCAAGAAGCUGAAGCAAGCACCGCCAUUGUCCUGGACGACAUGCAGCCCAUCACCAAUAUCCAGGUGCGGCUGGCCGAUGGCAGCCGUCUGGUGCAGAAGUUCAAUCACACCCACAGGGUAUCAGAUGUGCGUCGCUUCAUCGUGGGAUCCCGACCAGCUAUGGCAGCAGUGGAGUUUCUGCUGAUGACAACAUUCCCUAACAAGGAGCUUAGGGACGAGAGCCUGACCCUGUCACAAGCUGGUCUGCUCAAUGCUGUCAUCGUGCAAAGGCUGAAGUAAUAAUCCCCCCCAUUCACUGGACCAUGUGAGGGGGAGGGAGGUAGUACAACUUUGACUCCCGGUUGGGAAACACAGAGUUCUGGACCUGCAGAUUGGUGUGAUGUGUUUUUGAAGUUCAGUUCCUUGGAGAAUGCCUUGCCUCUCAACACCAUGGGACUGUCAGCAAUGGCUUGUGCACAUUGACUGAAAUGGGAGGCAAGAUUCAGACGAGAUUGGAAGGAUUCCUCAACAAAGUAUUGUUUAAAGUUAGUAGGAAAGAAACACAAUAAAACAAUAAAAAAAAACAUCAAAUGUCUUACCUCAAGGCUUGGUUUCUUAAUUAAUUGGAAUUCAAAACACUCCCUGUUGUCCAAGUUGUAUCUAUAUCCCAAAAGCCUUGAUUUCUAUUAUUUAUAUCAGUCAGUCUUUCCUUCACAAGACAAACUAAUCAGAAGUUUUUCUUUACAUCUUUAUUUACACCAAGGAAUUGUUUUGGGCAAGAAUAAUAUACAUGAUAUGAAUUAGCAUUUUUAAUAAUUGUAAUGAUAUAUUUUUCUGUACUCUGUUUUUCAUAGGGUUUAUAUUUAUGUAUGGUGUUGCAGUGACAUUGAUUUCACAGCAGAGGGCAGUGUUUAAGGAGUUUUUAGGCAGAUUUCCUGAGCAUGAAUUUUCAACUUACUAAAAUAUUAAUCCAUCUGUGAAGUCUGCUGUCCAUUCUUUUUCAUAGUUGCGCAAGCUGAUCGUGCAGCUCACUGUAAUUUUUUUCCAAUGUGGCAUUGAUACUGAUUUAAUUUCUUUCAACCACUUGUGACUUGAUGAUGUCCUUGUUGUUUUUCUUAACUGAAGUUGUGCAUAGAGAUGUGGCAGGCCCAUGUAUUUAAUAACUGAGUAUGCUGACAACAUUGUUAGGCUAAUAGAUGCAGGAUGUGAGACAUUUGUGUUUGGAGAUGCACUCUGAUGGCAUAACUAGAAUACAGAUGGAAUCAGUUUCACAAGA
This is a messenger RNA of Paramormyrops kingsleyae, 2142 nucleotides long. RefSeq names its product NSFL1 cofactor p47-like. Gene Ontology annotation, molecular function: ubiquitin binding. NCBI's taxonomy places the organism in Eukaryota, Metazoa, Chordata, Actinopteri, Osteoglossiformes, Mormyridae. The record is from RefSeq and is a predicted model, not a curated record. Gene Ontology annotation, cellular component: cytosol; nucleus. Gene Ontology annotation, biological process: proteasome-mediated ubiquitin-dependent protein catabolic process; membrane fusion; autophagosome assembly.